Molecule: messenger RNA, 2740 nt
Organism: Plectropomus leopardus (leopard coralgrouper)
Lineage: Eukaryota; Metazoa; Chordata; Actinopteri; Perciformes; Serranidae
Product: kelch-like protein 33
Molecular function (GO): protein binding
Source: RefSeq, a predicted model, not a curated record
UCUGAGAAAGUGGGAGGAUUUGAGAGGGAUAGAAAGAUUUGAGAAGUCAGACAAAGUGAUUAUGAGAGUAAACUCAUCAAGACAACAGUGUUAGCAUUUGCUUUUGAUGUCAGCGGUAAUUUGAAUUGCCACAGAAAGACCACUGUAGGCAAAGGAAAGGUUCAACCGAGCUACUAACAUGGAGUUUACCAGGCGCUACCUGCCGCUGGAAUGGGAAGAGCGAUGGAGAAAAGAGAAAGAGAGGAGAAAAAGAGUGAUUGAAGAAGGUGGAGAAGAGGGUAUAGAACAGGACAAACGUGAACUGAGGAGGAUUGUGGCUUACAAUGACUCCAGGAUGGGGCUGCCGAGUGGUCAUUGUAAAAAAGAGGGGUCAGAGGUCAGGAUGAGUGGUGGUCAGGAGGGAACUGGGGAGCAAAUGAGCAAGGGGGCUAUUGGGGAUGAAGGACUUGGCGAUAAUGUCCAAAUGUACCACAGCGAAACCUAUCCAAAAGACGUUUUCAUGGCUCUAAAAAACUUUCGGGAUUCAUCUCUUCUCACAGACCUGACUCUGGCCACUGACGAUGAGAAUACCUUUGACGUACACUCACCUAUCCUUGCUGCUGUCAGCGCCGUCAUUCGAGAUAGGCUCAUGGAUGCAAGUGGAGAACAAUCGGACAAUAAUAAGGACGUAGGAGCCCAAAGGUGGUCAGUGUCUCUCGGUCCGGAGGUUGGUCAAGUUGGGCUACAGGCAGUUGUGGAGUUUGCAUACACUGGAGCUUUACUGACUUUGAACAAAGACAGUAUGGCUUUGAUUAAGGCGGCAGCUGAAGCAUUGGGCGUCAGGAGAUUGCUGGAUCUCUGCUACAAAGAGGAGCUGAUGAAGGAUGGUGAAAGUCCUAACAAGAAAGGUCAAAACAUCCCUGCUCUAGAUCAGCUGAAGGUCACUCUUCAGUCCAUUAAACAGUUACAGGCAGAUAGAGUAGGCUGUGAUGUGGUCUUGGAUGUGGACGGAGGCUUAUUCCAUGUCCACAGAGUUAUUCUGGCAGCGAGCAGUGAGUAUUUCCGUGGCAUGUUCACCUGCGGGAUGAGGGAAUCCCAUCAGACCUGUAUCGCCCUUCCCUUCCUGUUAGCUUCUGAGUUAGAGCCUCUGAUUGGCUGCUCCUACAGUGGGACCCUCCCACUUAGCUGGGACUGUGUCUUCGAGAUCACCUGCACUGCCCUCCAGCUUCAGUUCCAGCCUGCCCUCUCGCUUUGCCUCGACUUCAUGCGACAGGAAAUAGAGGCAAACUCGUGCCUGGAUGUGGCAUCUUUUGCAGAAGCCUACGAGAUGUCAGAGCUGCUUGAGGAAGCCAAUGACUUUAUCCUGAGGAACUUCUGGGACGUCUCAGCCACGUCAAAGUUUCAGGACCUACCAGCAGAGAAGCUUCUAGACAUUCUCCGCAGUGAUGGUCUGUGUGUGCCCUCAGAGUUGGCUGUAUUUCGAGCCGUAAUAUCCUGGGUUGAGGCUGAUCCUGAGGAGAGACUUGGCCAGGCUGGCGUACUGAUGACCGGAGUUCGGUUCCCUCUCAUGACCUUUCGAGAGUUCAGGGAGGUCAGGGCCAUUAACCUGCGCAUGGAGAGCUAUGGAGACAAGGAGGUGGAACUCUAUGGUUCAGCACUUAAGGAAUUUGGUUUCAGCCUCCCAAAUGCCCAGGAUUUAUGCCGGGUUCGGCAUCCCAAAGACACUCUGGUUGUGGUUGGGGGAGACCGGCUGGACCCAGAUAUGGGUCAGCGUAAACCAAGCAAGGAACUGUGGUUUGCAAACUCUCUACGCAGUGGUACAGGGUUGGUGAAAGAGAUGGAGUGGAGGAGGCUGGGUGAGGUGCCAGACAAGCCAAAGUUCAGGCACGGAGUAGCAGCAAUGGCGGGAAAGUUGUAUGUGCUUGGAGGAUGCCACUUCUACACCAAGGAUGACGUGAUGAAAUCUGCCUACAGUUAUGAUCCUGUGCAGGACAGCUGGUGGAGGCUCCCCGACAUGCAGGAGUUUAGAAGCAACUUCUCAGUGGUGGUACACGAGGAGCAUCUUUAUGCCAUUGGUGGAGAUAAGGAGAUCAACACCAAUGUGGACAGCGUCGAGAUGUACAACCCAGACACCGACUCCUGGAGCUUUGUAAAGCCCCUGGACCAGGCUCUGAGCGGCCAUGCUGUCGCUGUCAUCAAUGGAGGAAUCUUCAUCUCUGGAGGUUUCAACUGUGAGUAUGUGUGUUUGGUUUCCACGUUCCUAUACCACCCAGAGAGAGGAACCACCUACCUGGCAGACAUGACCCAUGACCGGGCCCAGCACUGCAUGGAGCCCCUGCGAGGCCAUCUUUACGUGGCCGGCGGUGUUUGUAACCUGAGGAAGUUUUACACUGACCAACAAGCCUGCGAGGUGUAUGAUCCUGUGGCCGAUUCCUGGACAGCGUUUGCCCCACUGCCUGUGCCCCACGUGGGUGCAGCCUCAGCUGUUCUGGAGGAGAAGAUCUAUGUACUGGGAGGAUACUGCCAGGACGAUUACAGUGAGUCUGGACUGGUCCACCGAUUCGAUCCCAGCACUCAGCGAUGGGUGAACAUGGGCAAACUGCCUGGGGCUAUUACGGACAUACGAGGGUGUCUGCUCCGAUUGCCCCAGCACUUUAGACUUUAGUAACUGUCUGGUCAAAAUGAUAAAGAGAAGAUGAAGAUGAAACUGAUGGACAUUUUUGGUCAAUGUUAUCCCCAAAUUCACUGUUUUAUUGGAAAA